UACUGUUAAUCAAACCUGCAGCACACAUUGGAGGUAAGGAGACAGACUCCACACUGCUGCUAGAGAUGGGGACAGAGAGUGAGAUCAUGCUGCAGCUCGCAGUGGAGGCUUUCCAGUCCAAAAACUUUGACCUGGCUGCGGAUAUCUACGAGUGUCAGUUAGCGGGUAUUGGAGAUCCAGGGAGCCGGCAGGAGCUGAUGGUGAAGCGGGCGGACGCUCUCGCAUUCGGGGGUAAAUUCACGGAGGCUUUUGGUCUGUACCGGCAAGCCUCGGAGAUAGAUAGACUCAGAUCUGCUCACCUGGACAACCUCAUUGAGUACCUGACGGGUAGUAUCAGGAGGCAGGAUGCGGGUGAGAGUCAACCCAGCAUCCCGAGAAGAGAAGAGGCAGGGGCGGUGGCGGCGGCAGCAGCAGCAGCUGGAUGCCCCGGUGUUGGUGCUACAGGUUGCGGGUAUGAAGACUUCACCUGCCGGAUCUGUCUGAGCUCCCUUUUCGAGCCUGUGACUCUGCCGUGCGGACACUGCUUCUGCAAGAAGUGUCUGGAGAGGGAGAGGAAGGAGAAGGACCGGCCGGUAGUGUGUAAGGAGUGCGGGGACACCUCCGAGGGGGCAAUCGGACAGACUUACAGGGUCAAUGUGAUUCUCAGUAACCUGCUGGCCAAGUGGUUCCCGGCCCUGCACCAGGCCGGCCAGCUGAGGCGAGAGGGCAACGGGCUAUACGCUGAGAAGAAGAUGCAAGCCGCUCUGGAGAAAUACAACCAAGCCAUACUGAUGGCACCUACAGACCACAUACUGUUCAGCAACCGCUCCCAGAUCCACUCCAGUCUGAAACACUAUGAAAAGGCUCUGAGAGACGCUGAGAUGGCCUGCAGACUCAUGCCUCUUUGGUCAAAGGGUCACGUUCGAAAGGCUCAGGCCCUGGUAUCGCUGGGCAGGACCGAGGAGGCGUUGAGAGAGUACCUGGUGUGUCUGUCCAUAGAGCCGGACUGUAGACUGGCCAAGACCGAAGCUCACAAGCUCCUCGGUGAUGUCCUGGCUCCAGUAACAGAUCAGGUCCCUGAACACAUCUCAGACUACUCCAACAUCCUGUCUUGUAGAGCGCACAUCAAAAACAGCACCGUGGCUCCCUCUCAGACCCUCAGUCCUGCCCAGUGGUCGUCAGAGUCCCGUCGUUCCUCUGCUCCUCCUGUGCCUGAGUGGUCAGACAGCAGUAAAGUCAAAAGUCAGGGACACUUAGAGACCAGGAAGCUGGACCACUGCUCACUCCUCAAACGAAAACAAAAGAGCACAGAGGAGGAGACGGACGAGGGAGGACAGGAGAGGAGGGACGAUCGCAAGAGAUUCAAGUCUGAGCCCGCAGAGGGGACUGAGUCAUUGGGGUGUGUGACUGGUGGCCUCCUGGACCCGACUGAUCUGGAAUGCUCUCUUUGUAUGAGACUGUUCUAUGAGCCGGUCACGAUGCCCUGCGGUCACACCUUCUGUCUGCAGUGUCUGGAGAGAUGUCUGGACCACAACCCAAAGUGUCCACUCUGUAAAGAAGAGCUGUCUGAGUACCUGGAGCAGAGGCAGUACAGCAAAACAGUGUUAAUGGAGAAACUGAUAUCUAAGUAUCUUCCCUCCGAGCUCAUGGAAAGACAGAAAAUCCACCGGGAGGAGAUGGCUGAGUUUUCAAAUCUUAACAAGAAUGUGCCUAUAUUCGUGUGCACCAUGGCCUUCCCCACUGUGCCGUGUCCUCUCCAUAUCUUCGAGCCCUGCUACAGACUCAUGGUUCGACGGUGCAUGGAGACAGGAACCAACUGCUUCGGCAUGUGUCUGGGAGAUAACCUCAAAGGCUUUGCAGACUACGGGUGCCUGUUGGAGAUCCGUGACGUGCAGUUCUUCUCUGACGGCCGCUCAGUUGUGGACACCAUCGGCAGACGGAGGUUUAAAGUCAUUCAGCACAACGAGAGGGAUGGAUACAAUACAGCUGACAUAGAAUAUUUGGAGGAUAUUAAGGUGGAGGGCGUGGCGGAGCGGGAACUGCAGUCCCUUCAUGAUGUGGUGUAUGACCUGGCCCUGGUUUGGGUCAAUUCCCUGAAGGCUGAGCAGAAGGAUCGUAUUGAAGGACACUUUGGACCCAUGCCUGAGAAAGACUCUGUACUUCAGCCCAGUCCUAACGGACCGUCAUGGUGUUGGUGGUUAUUAGCCGUUCUUCCACUAGAGGGUCGAGCCCAGCUACCGUUCCUGGCCAUCACCUCUCUGAAAGAUCGCCUCAGCGGGAUCCGCAAAGUGCUGCUCUUCAUGGCCCACAACACCAGGCACCGGUGACAUGCUCUCAGCAAGCGUUCACCAGCCUGAAAAAAUGCAGUAACCCCCUGGCCUACAACACCCUCUCCUCCCCCUAGACAGCAGUUGACCUGCUGCUCUUCCUUUUUGAUGCACAAAGAACUGAUGUUGAUGUUAUUGCGCCUUCCCUCUUGUAGCUCCGUCCAUCUACACAUCAACAACGAACUCAGACUAAAAAAACAAAGACAAUAUAGAUCUGAAUUAAUAGAUA
Messenger RNA from Scomber scombrus (Atlantic mackerel), 2535 nucleotides. Its product is annotated as LON peptidase N-terminal domain and RING finger protein 3-like. The transcript has 12 exons. Bases 66 to 2306 code for a protein of 746 amino acids. Gene Ontology annotation, molecular function: protein binding. Lineage: Eukaryota; Metazoa; Chordata; Actinopteri; Scombriformes; Scombridae. The record is from RefSeq and is a predicted model, not a curated record.